Messenger RNA from Vanessa atalanta (red admiral), 2521 nucleotides. Its product is annotated as V-type proton ATPase catalytic subunit A. Gene Ontology annotation, cellular component: proton-transporting V-type ATPase, V1 domain; lysosomal membrane. The coding region runs from base 43 to 1893 and encodes 616 amino acids. Gene Ontology annotation, biological process: ATP metabolic process; proton transmembrane transport. Gene Ontology annotation, molecular function: proton-transporting ATPase activity, rotational mechanism; ATP binding; ATP hydrolysis activity. The record is from RefSeq and is a predicted model, not a curated record. Lineage: Eukaryota; Metazoa; Arthropoda; Insecta; Lepidoptera; Nymphalidae. The transcript has 12 exons.
GUGUGCUCUCCCGAUCUUGUCCCGCUUAGAUAAAUCGUCAAAAUGUCGAAGGGCGGUUUGAAGACGAUCGCCAAUGAAGAAAAUGAGGAGAGAUUCGGAUAUGUCUUCGCCGUAUCCGGUCCCGUCGUCACAGCGGAGAAGAUGUCCGGAUCCGCUAUGUACGAGUUGGUGCGUGUCGGUUACAACGAGCUGGUAGGAGAGAUUAUCCGUCUUGAGGGUGACAUGGCCACCAUCCAGGUAUACGAAGAGACAUCGGGCGUGACAGUCGGUGACCCAGUACUCCGUACCGGUAAACCCCUGUCCGUCGAGCUCGGACCCGGUAUCCUGGGCUCAAUCUUCGACGGUAUCCAGAGACCUCUGAAGGACAUCAACGAGCUCACACAGUCCAUUUACAUCCCCAAGGGUGUCAACGUACCCUGCCUGGCCAGAGAGAUCGACUGGGAAUUCAACCCACUUAACGUUAAGCCCGGCUCGCACAUCACGGGCGGCGACCUGUACGGUAUCGUGCACGAGAACACGCUGGUCAAACACAAGAUGCUGCUCCCCCCCCGCGCCAAGGGAACCGUCACCUACAUCGCGCCCGCCGGGAACUACAAAGUCACCGACAUCGUGCUGGAGACGGAGUUCGACGGCGAGAAGGCGCAGUACAGCAUGCUGCAGGUGUGGCCCGUGCGCCAGCCGCGCCCCGUCACCGAGAAGCUGCCCGCCAACCACCCGCUGCUCACCGGCCAGCGCGUGCUCGACUCGCUGUUCCCCUGCGUCCAGGGCGGAACCACCGCCAUCCCCGGAGCCUUCGGGUGCGGCAAGACUGUGAUCUCCCAGGCUCUGUCCAAGUACUCCAACUCCGACGUCAUCAUCUACGUGGGUUGCGGGGAGCGCGGUAACGAGAUGUCCGAGGUGUUGCGGGACUUCCCCGAGCUGUCGGUGGAGAUCGACGGCGUGACGGAGUCCAUCAUGAAGCGUACGGCGCUCGUGGCCAACACGUCCAACAUGCCGGUGGCGGCUCGCGAGGCCUCCAUCUACACGGGCAUCACUCUGUCGGAGUACUUCCGUGACAUGGGCUACAACGUGUCCAUGAUGGCCGACUCCACGUCUCGAUGGGCCGAGGCGCUGAGAGAAAUCUCGGGACGUCUGGCGGAGAUGCCGGCCGAUUCGGGUUACCCCGCGUACCUGGGUGCCCGUCUGGCUUCGUUCUACGAGCGCGCUGGUCGCGUCAAGUGCCUGGGCAACCCCGACCGCGAGGGUUCCGUGUCCAUCGUGGGCGCCGUGUCCCCCCCCGGAGGAGACUUCUCCGACCCCGUGACGGCCGCCACGCUGGGUAUCGUGCAGGUGUUCUGGGGCUUGGACAAGAAGCUGGCCCAGCGCAAGCACUUCCCCUCCAUCAACUGGCUCAUCUCCUACAGCAAGUACAUGCGCGCGCUCGAUGACUUCUACGAGAAGAACUACUCCGAGUUCGUACCCCUCCGGACCAAGGUCAAGGAAAUCCUCCAAGAGGAAGAGGACCUCUCAGAAAUCGUGCAGCUCGUCGGUAAAGCGUCGCUCGCCGAGACGGACAAGAUCACCCUCGAGGUGGCCAAACUGCUCAAGGACGACUUCCUGCAACAGAACAGCUACUCGUCGUACGACCGGUUCUGCCCGUUCUACAAGACGGUGGGCAUGCUGAAGAACAUCAUCGCCUUCUACGACAUGUCGCGCCACGCGGUGGAGUCCACGGCGCAGUCCGACAACAAGGUCACGUGGAACGUCAUCCGCGACGCCAUGGCCAACGUGCUCUACCAGCUCUCCUCCAUGAAGUUCAAGGACCCCGUCAAGGACGGCGAGGCCAAGAUCAAGGCAGAUUUCGACCAGCUCCUCGAAGACAUGUCCGCCGCCUUCCGCAACCUCGAGGACUAGGUCGCCUCCUCCCCACCUCACCCGUUCGCCAUCGGACCGCCACCGCCACCGCCACCGCCACCGAGUCGUAUCGACGCGUCGAGAGUCGAUAUCGCGGUGGCCACGGUAUAUAUUAUUUAAACCGAAGCCUAACUUCGGAUUGAUGAAAUUAAAAAUUCUAAUAGAUAAUUAUUAUUGAUCGUAUUUAAAAUGUUUAAGUGUUACAGUUCGAUGUGUAGUGUAAUACCGUCGUUGAAUUCUACGAGACCCGCGGCCGGGCUCCGCCCUCUGUACAUAGACUCCCACGGGGCUCCCUCGACGUCCUCCCGCGGUCGCGCUAGUUGUUACUUGUGAUUAUUAUAAAUAUAUUUAUAUGAACUAACAUUACUAUUGGCAACAUCGUGUGACUCAUACUGUCGUCCCUGGUGCAUUCCACAUUAUAUUUAGAUAUUUCGAAAGGAUUUUUUUGUUUUUAUUUAUAAUCUUGGCAUUUUCCGUAUAUUUUUCGAUGUUCAGUAUUAUAACGAACUGCUUCUAGCGGGUAGCGGCUAGCUGUCGCGUACAAAUAUCUACAAUAAAGUAUAUCUUGCUGUUUGAACUUGAUACGUGUUGAUAGACGAAAGUUAUUAUAAAUAAAUAUUAAUUUAAA